Messenger RNA from Corylus avellana, 1401 nucleotides. RefSeq names its product Putative methyltransferase family protein. Lineage: Eukaryota; Viridiplantae; Streptophyta; Magnoliopsida; Fagales; Betulaceae. The record is from RefSeq and is a predicted model, not a curated record.
AAUUAACAUUCAACUUGCGAUUCGCUGGUAGCGUGAAAAAUUGCCAGCAGAUAACCGGAGGAAACAGAACACAUCGUCUGAGAGCCGAAAAGAAACAGCCCCCAUUUCGGUCUGCCGCCGCGGAGUCUGGGAAGCUCAGAAGCAGCGCCAGAAUGGCGGCAAACUCCGAGAAACCAAGUUUCGAAACGUUUCAACUAUUCUCAUCUUCGGACACGUCGGGUCUAGGGUUUCUUGAUUCUCCAGAAACGCCUCUCCCUCCUCCACCUCCUUGCGUCGAAGUACUUUCCUCUGAGAUAUCGUCUUCUGUGAAGUACACUGUGGAGCCUGUGAACUUGGGGGGACUUACUUUGCUCAAGGGCCGGGUUAAUACUCAAGAGGUUUUCGGUUUAUCCAACUCAGAUUUAGUCCCGGGGAAAUAUGAAGGGGGACUGAAGAUAUGGGAAGGUUCACUGGAUCUAGUUAAAGCCCUGUGCUCGGAGGUUAAAAGUGGCAGUUUGUCAUUCAGUGAAAAGCGAGUUGUAGAGCUUGGAUGUGGUCAUGGACUUCCAGGGAUCUUUGCGUGUCUUGAGGGUGCAGCCGCCGUACAUUUUCAGGACUUCAAUGCUGAGGUCAUACGUUGUCUCACCAUUCCCAACGUAAAAGCAAAUCUUUCAGAAAAAAAUGGACCUUUAGCAACACAUGCGAAAAAUUCUGGUGAAGUUCGUUUCUUUGCCGGUGACUGGAGUGAAAUCCAUAAACUUCUUCCUCAUGUACAAGACAAUGAGAAGGAUCUACACUACAGUUCAGAACAAAGUCAAGUUGCUGGUUAUGAUAUUGUUUUAAUGGCAGAAACAGUUUACUCAAUCUCCACUCUCCAAAGCCUCUAUGAACUUAUCAAGAAGUGCACAAUCUGUCGUCAUGGGGUUGUUUACAUGGCAGCAAAGAAACAUUAUUUUGGAGUAGGUGGGGGAACACGGCGGUUCCUAUCUCUGGUAGAGAAAGAUGGUGUUAUGGCUGCUAACCUGGUGGCUGAAGUUGCAGAUGGUUCAUCUAAUGUUCGAGAGGUAUGGAAGCUUUCAUUUAGGUAGAUCCAGAUUUUCAAUUAUGUGGGCUGAAAGCUAUCAUUGUCUUUCUCACCUGUGACCAGUUUUCCCGUUAUUUCUUCUUUAUUUUUUUCUUGAGCCAUAUGUGGACCCAGGCUGCCAUAUGAGGGACCAACUUCAUCGGUAUUUGUCUGUAUUUGGACAAUGAGCGUUAAGGAUAUCCUUUCUUAGAUAAAAAUGUCGAAUUCCCCCCUUUUUGUUUAGGCAUGUCUCUAUGUUUUGUUAUGUUAUAGAAUUAUGCAACUGGACUCCUGUAUUUGACCUUAAAUAUGUGGGAUGAUCUCUAGUAUUUUUUUUUAAAAAAAAAUUGUUCUUCUUU